UCUCUUCACGCUUCUCAUUGUGUUGUCACCUUUGAGUGCAGCAGAUAACAAAACAAAGAGCUUCCAAGAAGAUGAGGGCUGUCUGCUUAAUCCUUUUCUACCUCACUGAAAUUUAUGGCCAGCUCUGGAAGAGUGUAGAUCAGCCCGACGUGCUGGUGACAGCACAGCCUGGAGACACUGUGAUCCUCCCAUGUUUCUACUCUGCACAAGAAGUGCCCAACAUCAACUGGUUCAAGCAGCCUCUUCGACAGAAGCCUCAGCUUGUAGCAAUAAUAAUAAACUCUGAAUCAGAUGCUAUAUUUGUAAAUGAGUUUAAAGACAACACACGCUUUAGUGCUGAAGCAGCAAAGGGGGUCUUUAAUCUGAUUGUGUCAGGAGUAGAGCCGUCUGAUUCUGCAACAUACUACUGCGCUAUUUCGCGCUACAGUGAGAUGAGCUUUGGAGAUGGAACCACUUUAAUGGUGACGGGGUCAGAGUCACCAAACAGGACAGUAGUGCUGCAGCAGCCCGAGUCUGAGUCAGUGCAGCCUGGAGACUCUGUGACUCUGCAGUGUACAGUACACACUGAGACCUGUGCAGGAGAACACAGUGUGUACUGGUUCCGACAGAGCACAGGAGAGUCCCCUCUAGGAAUCAUUUACACCCAUGGAAACAGGAGUGAUGAGUGCCAGAGGACCUCUGGGGCUGUGUCUCCCACACAGAGCUGUGUCUACAACUUCCCCAAGAGGAACCUCAGCCCCUCUGAUGCUGGGACUUAUUACUGUGCUGUGGCCACCUGUGGGGAGAUCCUGUUUGGGAACGGGACCAAACUGAAUGUUGAGGGAGGUGAAUAUGCUGCACAGUUAUCCAGGUUUGUCUGGCUGUCAAUCAUAAGGACUGGAGUCCUGUGUUGCAUCUUGCCGAUAUUUAUCCUGACCCAUUGCAAAAAGGCAUGAAUAAUAAUGCUAAUAUGGGCUUUCAUAUCAUUUAAUCAGCCAGUGAGUCAUAUUCAUAAUAAUAUCUCCUUCUACCUAUUCCUUUUCUUCUCCCUUAUUAUUAUGAUUGUUAUUAUCAUCGUCGUCAUCAUCAUCAUCACCAUUAUUAUUAUUAUUGUUGUUAUUGUUAUUAUUAUUGUUAUUUCCAAGACAGACUCCAUAUGCAAAUAAACCAAGUGUAUUAAUCCUUA
Messenger RNA from Anguilla anguilla (European eel), 1165 nucleotides. Its product is annotated as junctional adhesion molecule A-like. The coding region runs from base 72 to 935 and encodes 287 amino acids. Gene Ontology annotation, biological process: response to bacterium. NCBI's taxonomy places the organism in Eukaryota, Metazoa, Chordata, Actinopteri, Anguilliformes, Anguillidae. The transcript has 4 exons. The record is from RefSeq and is a predicted model, not a curated record.